AACCUAACCUAACAUUAUUUUGAAGUUUAACCUUUAAGUUAAAACCAAAUGUAACAAAAAAUAUUAAACUUCCACAUAAAAGUUAUAAUGGAAGAAUGCUUGUCUAAAAAAUGCAAAACACUAUUUUCAUUUGAUACUGUACUUUGUGCAGACUCUGUCGAGUGGUGCCCCCACAAACCAUUUCAAAAUGUAUUUGUUUGUGCAAAUUAUGAACUGGAACAGGAUCACUCUAAUGGUAGCAGUGGUAAGAAACGAGUUGGAAAAAUACAAUUAUUUUCAAUUUGUCCACAAAAUGGGUUAAAAUUGCACGACACAAUCGAUACGUCUGGCGUACUGGAUCAAAAAUGGUGUAUGCACAAAGUGAAUAACAAGUCGCUUUUAGGCGUUGUUAAUGCCGACAAAAAAGUAGAAGUCUACGCUUUAAAUGCAGAACUUCUUGUUCUGGAACUUUUGUCAUCCUAUGAAAUUGAUGCUGAUACUUCAGAGACAUUGAUUUUAUCUUUAGACUGGUCUUCAGCAAUAGACAAAUCAAGUGAACCAGAAAUAAUUUGCAGUGAUUCAAAGGGAAAUGUUCACUUAGUACAAUUGAGCAAUGAAACAAUAUUAUUGAAAGAAAGCUACCACUGCCAUGAAUUUGAGGCCUGGAUAGCUGGUUUCUAUUACUGGAAUACUAAUAUAUUCUUUAGUGGAGGCGAUGACAGCUUACUUCUGAAAUUUGAUACAAGAGUGGGCAACCGGCCGGUAUCAAAAAACAGAAGUCAUGGUGCAGGAGUAACAUCUAUUCACUCAAAUAUUUCUAAGGAGAAUAUUCUAGCUACUGGAAGUUAUGAUGAACAUAUUCGUUUAUGGGACAUUCGAAAUAUGAGAGCUGAAAUGAAUUUAAUCAAAAUGCCCGGUACUUUGUGGAGAUUGAAGUGGGAUCCUUUUGAUCAAAACUAUUUACUAGCAGCUUGUAUGCUUGGCGGAGUGCACAUUGUAGAUGUCACAGAUAUUCAUCAGUUAAACAUUGCUGGAAGUUAUCACGAACAUAAAAAUAUUUCCUAUGGUGCUGAUUGGUGUCAUUUGGAUACCGAGAGCUGUGAUAAGUUUGAACAAGACGGACAAUUUAUCAUUGGCACAUGUUCAUUUUAUGAUCAUUUACUGUGUGUGUCAAAGUUUGACAGUAAAAAAAAAGAUUGAUACUUAA
Molecule: messenger RNA, 1186 nt
Organism: Leptinotarsa decemlineata (Colorado potato beetle)
Lineage: Eukaryota; Metazoa; Arthropoda; Insecta; Coleoptera; Chrysomelidae
Product: diphthine methyltransferase
Biological process (GO): protein histidyl modification to diphthamide
Cellular component (GO): cytoplasm
Molecular function (GO): protein binding; diphthine methylesterase activity
Source: RefSeq, a predicted model, not a curated record